GAGGUGGAGGAGCCCUUCGACCUGACCCGGCACACGAACACGGAAAGCCUGUUCAACGCGCUCAUGUGCACCGUCGAGGGCCACCACCCCGUGCGCUUGGUCCGCAUGUCGUGGCUGCUGCAGCAGCGCGGCUCGGUCCUGAAGAGGCGGGCGGACAAGGAGGCUUUGACAGGGUCGCGCCGAUCAUCGCCAUUUCAUUUUGCGGGGAUGCGCGCGAGCACCCCGACCCCGAUGGGGGUGCAGAUGAAUUUGGUGAUCGACACUUUGGAGCAAGAGCGCGGCAAGUACUCCGAAAUAAAUGUCUUCUUCGACGGGUUCAGCGAGAUGGGCGUGUUCUGGGAUUGGCCCUCGCUCCUGCAGGGCGACCACGACGAGGCCCAGGAGGCGAAGGCCGCCGCCCUGCGGGAGGGCAAAAGCGAAGCGCAUGCCCGGGAGGCCGCGGACGAGGCCAAGCGCACGGCCGCCGAGAAGGCUGCGUUCAAACACGCUUUGCACGAGACGAUGGACCUCUGGUACGCCCACCAGGCCACAACCGUCUUUCUGCUGACGCAGCAUCCCCGGGAGCGGGGCAGCACGCGCGAGUGCGGCUACGACCAGUCGGGCUGGACCACGUACGAGCGGUGCUCCGCGGAGCAGAUCAAGAAUGUGGGUCGCCACGGGGCGCUUUGGUCUGCCGUGGCCGACCUGGGGCAGGGGGCGGGAGCGCCAGCAGCUGGGAGGCGGUGGCCCGUGGGCCCUGACGAGUUUGACCAGCUCAUCGAGGGCAAGACCUUCACCAACGGCGCGGACCGGGAGGCGGUGAAGACGCUCUUCCGCCGGAUGAGCCGCGCGCAGCUGGGCGGCGUGACGAAGCUCGACUUGCGCGGGCUGCCGCCCGCGAGCCCUGGGCAGGCCGCGGGGCUCGGCGCCUGCCUGCGGCUGUGCGCCCGCCUGGAGGAGCUGUUCCUAUGUGGAUGCAAGAUCGGCCCCGCGGGUUGCGAGGCCCUGGCGCGGGCGCUGCCUUCCGUGCGCCGUCUGCAACGCUUGUGCCUGUCGAACAACGGCAUCGGCGGCGCCGGGGCAGAGGCCCUGGCGCGGGCGCUGCCCUCCGCGCCCUGCCUGGAGGGCCUGGACCUGCCGAACAACGGCAUCGGCGGCGCCGGGGCGGAGGCCCUGGCGCUGGCGCUGCCCUCCGCGCCGGUAGAGCUUAUCUGGGGUGACUUGGCGGUCGUGGAGUGGGACUUCUCCGUGGCUGCUUACUCGAGCCUGCUGCGGGAGCUGCGCCAGGUCGCCCCGCCGGAGGAGGGCGAGGGGGCGCGCUUCGACCAGAUCGAGAGGCACGUCACAUCGCCUUCCCCGUGGCGAGAAAAGUUCGCCGACUAUUGCGGCAUCAGCGCGGGCGAGGCCAAGCAGCUGUUGAACCGCCUGGUGCAUCCCCGAGGAGUGGGAACCCAUGUAUUGCCAUGCGUGCUGGAGCUUCGGCAUCAACUGGCUGGGGCAGUUUCCCUGAUCGCGGCGAAGUCCACGCGGUUCCAGCACAUCGCGAACAUGGGACAAACGAAGAGCGCUGAGCACCCCGAGUCCACCGCCAUCGCUCUGUUCCUGCAGGACUCCGAGAAUGCCGCGCUGGGGCAACUCUUGGAUUUCCAGAGCUACCACAACAUCCAGCCCGUGUGCCUGUGCUUCGACGCCGUCUACUUCGUCUCGCCGCCGUUCCUGUUGGCGGGCGACCGGCUGGAGCAGCUCACGCGGGCGGCGUCGGGCGCGAUGUCCGCCGCCGGCGGUGUCCGCAUCAAGUUCACCGGCAAGCGGACUCCACGGGCCGCCGCCGCUGCUGCCAACGAGGCCGUCCACGCUCAGUGCCUGGCAGCAGGGCGCAAUUGCAUUCCGUGGUCGUUCCUCGCGCUGUCCAAGGAUUUCCAUUCGUUGGAUGCCGUGGACAACAACGACCUGCAGUCCCUCGAGCCGGGCGGGUACAUUUUGCACGCUCGCGGGGGCCCUGGCCACGCCACCCCGCUGGCGAUCGCCGCCAACAGCCAGCCCGUGGUUCUACUGCCGGGCGCGGGCGGUGUCCCCGAGCCCUGCGUCGUGGACCUUGCCGCGCAGCGCUGCGACGCCGCCUGGGCGUUCCGCGGCCUCGCGACCGACGGGCGCGACUUGCGCUCGGGCGACGGCCUUCUCGAGAUGGCCCGCGCCGACGACGAGGGCGAGGUCGCGCCCCCCGUAGCCGACGACGAGGACGAGGACGGCCAGGGCGAGGGGGGCGACGACGAGAUGAAGGAGGGGGAGCGAGCGUUCUGGGAGUCGCUGAAGAGGGAGUGUCGGGAGUAUCUGGACCUGCUGAAGGGCGACGGCGCGCUGGAUACCUGCGCGUGCAAGAAGCGCGCGUUCCGGGCGUUUGCGGAGAGGAGAAAACUGGUGCACCAUGUGGAGACAUAUCACACGGAGGAGAGAGGGUACACGGCCGGCAACACGGACGUCCAGCUCAAGAUUGCCCGGGCCAUUUUCAAUCAGCAGAGAGUGUGUUCGAUUCUCCAGCCCGGGGCGCCGCCGGGCGACUUGCUGUCCUCGGCGGCCGCGCUCAUCCGCGACUGGUGCCGGCCAUCCGAGCAGCUGCUCACAGUGCUGAGGCGGUCCAGCGAUCUUCAGCUCGUCACGGUGUGGACAGAGAGCGGGGCCGUGAUGAAGUUGAAGUGCCAGACUGGAGAUGCCUGGCGCAUGGGCGCCAAGGCUUCCAAGGUGUAUUACACGGCCGGUUUCCAGGACUUGAUCGCGUCAAUCGUCUUGCGCCGUAAAUUCCAUCUCGCGACCGUCUCGCAGGACCUCGUGGCGCUCUGGGCGCCGGACAACAAGGCGACGCUGCUGUUCGGGAGGCAG
Prorocentrum cordatum is the source of this 2856-nucleotide messenger RNA. The record is from the annotation of a GenBank genome assembly. Lineage: Eukaryota; Dinophyceae; Prorocentrales; Prorocentraceae.